This is a messenger RNA of Ruditapes philippinarum (Manila clam), 11278 nucleotides long. RefSeq lists its product as uncharacterized. Bases 75 to 10241 code for a protein of 3388 amino acids. Gene Ontology annotation, molecular function: ATP hydrolysis activity; ATP-dependent chromatin remodeler activity; histone binding. The record is from RefSeq and is a predicted model, not a curated record. The transcript has 45 exons. Gene Ontology annotation, cellular component: Swr1 complex. Lineage: Eukaryota; Metazoa; Mollusca; Bivalvia; Venerida; Veneridae.
ACAGGGGUGGCUCUAUCAAGAAGAGUAGCCUUGGUUCCCCAGGCACAAAUAAACAGGCAAGCUAUGAUGGUACUAUGAUAAAAGGUAUCUCUACACAAGAAGCUAUUGUCGAAAGAGCUAAACAGGAAGCCCAGGUGAUGAGCCGUGUUGCCGAGUUACGAAAGGACGGUAUGUGGUCUUCACGCAGACUUCCCAAGGUUCAAGAACCUCCAAGACCAAAGGCUCAUUGGGAUUACCUGUUAGAGGAAAUGCAGUGGCUAGCAGCAGAUUUUCAGCAAGAACGAAAAUGGAAGAAAACCUGUGCAAGAAAGAUUGCCAAAAUGGUACAGAAGUACUUCCAGGAUCUUGAACAGAAAGAGUUGAGGGCAGAAAAAGAAGAAAGUAUGAAGCUUAAAAGAAUUGCCUCCAAUCUUGCCAAGAUGGUUAAAGAAUUCUGGACCAAUAUCGAAAAGGUUGUACAGUACAAACAGAACAGUCGUCUUGAUGAAAAACGCAAGAAAGCCAUGGACUUGCACCUGAACUUUAUUGUCAAUCAGACAGAGCAGUAUUCUAAUUGGUUAUCUGAAGGUCUUGUCAAUCAAAGCUCUAAAGGCUCAUCUGUUGGUUCCAUCACCCCUGAUCAUUCUGUGGCCGGAGACGACGAGUUCAAACCGGAUGUUGAAAGUGAAUCUGAUGAUGAAGAAACCAUAGAAAAAGAUGAAGAAGGAAUUGAUGAGACCGAGACACAGGAUGAAGUAGCUGCAUUACAGAAAGAAAGUGAACUUCCCAUUGAACAGUUAAUUGAAAAUUUACCUAAAGAAAUCCUUGAAAAACCAGCACCAAUACAUUCAGAUUCUGAAGAUCAAGAAGAAACACCUAGCAAGAAAGAUAAAGAUGAAGAGUUUGAAGCUGACGAUGAUGACUCUGAUAUUGAAGAAACUAUAGAAGAACAAGAGAAACAGGAAGCUGGGGAUUAUAAUGAAGAAAUGGAUGAUCUGAAAAAUGAAGGUGAGAUGGAUAUUGAACAAUUACGAGCAAAGUAUGCAGGAGCUUACGACUCUGAUUUUGAAAUGCCUGCAGAUAGUGAUGAAGAAUCCACCGAUAUCAAUGAUUCUGAUGAUGAUUCAGAUGAUGAAGAAGAGGAAUCUGAAGAGGAAGAAGAAGAGGAUGAAACCAUGGAAACAGAAGAAGCUGAUCAAGAUGUUGGCCUAGAGGCACUGAUGGAUAAUGAGAAAGGUGAAGAUAAAAAUAAAAAGGCUGGUGAGGACGGCCCAGGACAAGAGUUGUCAGAUAUUGCAGCACAGGCUGCUAGUCUUCAACCCAAAGGUUAUACUCUCCAAACUACAGAGGUGAAGACAUGCGUUCCAUUCUUGUUGAAGCAUACAUUGAGAGAAUACCAACAUGUUGGUUUAGACUGGCUCGCUACUAUGUAUGAGAAACGUCUUAACGGAAUUCUAGCCGAUGAAAUGGGACUGGGUAAAACUAUUCAGACCAUUGCCUUGAUAGCCCAUCUUGCAUGUGAAAAAGGAAUAUGGGGUCCACAUCUGAUAGUUGUACCCACUAGUGUGAUGUUGAAUUGGGAGAUGGAAUUUAAAAAAUGGUGCCCUGCAUUUAAAAUUUUGACAUAUUAUGGCAGUCAAAAGGAACGUAAACAGAAGCGUACAGGGUGGACCAAAACCAAUGCCUUUCAUAUUUGUAUUACCUCGUAUAAACUAGUGAUACAGGACCAUAAUGCUUUCAGACGCAAAAAGUGGAAAUAUUUGAUACUUGAUGAGGCUCAAAAUAUUAAGAACUUCAAAUCGCAGCGUUGGCAGUGUUUGUUAAACUUUAACAGUAUGAGAAGAUUGCUGCUGACUGGUACACCAUUACAAAAUAGUUUGAUGGAAUUAUGGUCCCUUAUGCAUUUUCUGAUGCCACAUGUGUUCCAGUCUCAUAAAGACUUUAAAGAAUGGUUUGCUAAUCCACUGACCGGAAUGAUUGAAGGGAGCCAUGAAUACAACGAGAAUCUUAUCCGACGUUUACACAAGGUAUUGCGUCCAUUCCUUUUAAGACGUUUAAAAGAUGAUGUAGAAAAACAGAUGCCCAAGAAAUAUGAGCAUGUUGUAAUGUGUCAUCUCUCGAAACGUCAACGGUUCCUAUAUGAUGAAUUUAUGGCUCAGGGAAAAACCAAAGAAACAUUAGCAACCGGGCAUUUUAUGAGUGUUAUCAACAUUCUUAUGCAAUUACGGAAAGUGUGCAAUCAUCCAAGUCUGUUUGAUCCACGGCCAAUAAUUUCUCCAUUCCAAAUGAAGGGGAUUGUUUAUCACACAGCUUCACUUGUCCAUAAAGUUUUAGAAUAUGACCCUUUAAAUGACAUAGAUCUACAAUUGUACCCAGGUUUAGCAGAGAUGGAGAGGGAUCUGCCAGCGUUUAUAGCUCACAGGGUCAGAAAAUUACAGACACCAAGGCGAUUGAUAGAGGAGAUAGAUAUUCAGCCUGGCCCUCCACCUCGACCACAACCGGGAAAGUUGAAAACUAAUACCAUAAGAUGUGUGUCCCCAGCUGUACAGUCUGGUCGCGCAUCUCCAGCAUUGAACAGCAGAUCUGUGUCCCCAGCCCCUGUGAUAAAAAGUGUCAGUGUAAGCACGACUUUGUCUGGCUCCAGUCAGCCCCCUUUACAGGCUACUGUUGCCCCACAGGUCUCUUUACACAGCACUACUACAAGUAGCCAGCAAACAGCCACUAGUCAGCCUAUAACUGUACAGAUACAGCACACAGAUCAGGGAACCAGACUGGUGUUACCAUCUAAUCAACUAUCACAACUUCCAGGUUUCCUACAAAUAGUUCAGACUUCGUCUGGUCCUCAAACAGUGGCUACAUCAAGUGUUGUGUCAACAUCUUCUGUUGUGAAUGGUUCCCCUGUAGUUACCAUGGCAAAUUCUACUAGCCUGAAGACACUAGUCUCUAGCUCAGUGUCACAGCUGAAGAUGUCACCAGGUAUACAAUCUGGCACUAUUUCAUCUCCUGUAACUUUACCUAUUGGAAGCACUGGUCAGAUUCAGAAACCUGUGAUGCGAGUGUCGCCAAUCACAGGUCAGCAAAAUAGAACAAAUGGAGAUGGACUAGUAUUUUCAGCAGCUUCAACUACUGUCUCCACCUCGUUUGUGAUGUCUAAAUCAAAACCUGUAUCAUCCGUCUACUCCCCACAAAUGCUGAAACAUCUUGAAGAACAAAAGAAAAGGCAGUGCAAAAAGAGAUUUUUCUUGGAGCCCUUGUUUAAUAAAAAAACGUGCAAACAGAAAGAAAAACUGUACAAUAUAGCGAGGAUAAAUAAGUUACAUUGUGAACGUAAACCAGUGUACGGUCAGGAUUUAUGUGAUGCUGUAAACAUUUUUAAAGACCCAUUCAGUGGUAGAUGUUAUAGAAGUCGUGAUGUAUCAAAAUGGAAUGGGCCAGGUCAUAUACAUUGUCAGUGUUCAAAGUUGUGCACAAAUUAUUCUCAUCCUAAAUAUUUAUGGAACCAGACCACAGUGCUUUCAGAUAUUAUACAUACCCCGGAACAGUAUUUAGAAGAGUUACAGGACAUACUAGAAAGGUUUGUAUUUGUGACCCCACCAGUGCAAUCUGAGAGGAUCCGUAUGCACGUGUCUCAUCCCCCACCAUCAUAUCUCCGAGAAACCUCGUACAGGGAGUCAUUGCUGAGGAUGGAACUCUCACCAAAGACUUCAAACUACCAUAAGAUCAUGACAAAAAUGACAGUUCAGUUUCCAGAGUUACGGCUUAUUCAGUAUGACUGUGGUAAGCUGCAGACAUUGGACAUUCUGUUACAUCGUUUAAAAUCGGAGGAUCAUAGAGUAUUGAUAUUUACCCAGAUGACGAGGAUGUUGGAUAUUCUUGAAGCUUUCCUCAACUACCAUGGCCAUAGAUACCUGCGUCUUGAUGGUACCACGAAGAUUGAACAGAGACAGCAAUUAAUGGACCGUUUCAAUGCAGACAGACGUAUAUUUGUAUUUAUUCUAUCAACACGAUCAGGAGGUAUAGGUGUGAAUCUUACUGGUGCCGACACCGUCAUCUUCUACGACAGUGACUGGAAUCCAACGAUGGACGCCCAAGCACAGGAUAGAUGUCAUCGUAUUGGUCAAACUAGAGAUGUCCAUAUCUAUAGAUUGGUGAGCCAGAAAACUGUAGAAGAGAACAUCUUGAAAAAGGCCAAUCAGAAGAGAAUGCUAGGCGAUAUGGCUAUAGAGGGAGGUAACUUCACUACAGCUUUCUUUAAAGAGAAUACAAUCAGUGAGUUGUUCUCUGAGCCGUCUGGUCUUGAAUCUCUUGUAAAAGAGAAGGAGCAGGAAGAAAAAGAGAAGUUGCUGAAGGCAGAAAAGAAAAAGAAGGCCGAGGUGAAGAAAUCCGAUCCCUCAGAAGCUCAGGCUUUGGCUCAAUUUGAAAAGGCUCUGGCCAAGACAGAGGAUGAGACUGAUGCUGUGGCUAUUGACCAAGUUAAAGCUGAACAGAAGGCGGAGUUGGCCGAGUUUGAUGAAAACAUUCCACUAGAGGAUGGUGUUGAUGGUCAGGGUAGGGAAGAUGAAUCUCAUGUAGAACAAGAGCUAGCAAUGCUUGAUAAAGAGUUGACGCCAAUUGAGAGGUAUGCCGUCCAAUAUACAGAGCAGAUGAUGGAACCUGUCAAUGAGGAGGAGUUGAAGAUUGCCGAGGAUGAUAUUGAGAACGUGAAGAAGGAUUGGGAAUUAAAUCGUUUGAAAGCUCUGAAAGAGGAAGAGGAACGUCGUGCAGAAAUGGAGGAAGACGAGAUGUUGUACACGUACAGCCGUGAUGACGCUUACCAACAGGUGAAAAAACGAAACAAACAACUGGCACAAGAGGCUCGCAGGUCGGCUGCCGAGGCUCGUGCUCAGUCCUUGAGUCUGUCACCUCGCAGGGCGGGUCGGCAGAGUCUGGGACCUGGCGAGGAGUUGGAAGAAUCACCUUCAAAGAAGGAAUGGGUUUAUAAAACUCCAAAGAUUAUUAGAGACCUUGUAAAGAAUAAGAAUGUUGAUACUGAAAGUUCUAAGAAAAAGUAUAAAGGUAGAACAGGGGAAAAUGAUACAAAUGAAGAUGUUGAUGUUGAAACUAUCGAUUUUAUAGAAGAAAGUAGUUCUAGUAAUAAUAGUAAACAAAAAGUUAAAAAGAGGUUAGUGAAGACUGAGAAAUCUCCAGUUAAACGUACAAAGAAGGUUAAAGGAGAGAACUUUAUUAAUAUUCCAAAGAGUAGUGGUGUUGUACAACAACAAGUUGCAACAACAGAAGCAACAAGGCUUGACUCAUUGCCGGGUUACAGUGUUAGGGAAGGUAUCUUUCAGAAGUUGCAGCAGUCUCCGCCCAAAUCUAUUGCUGACCGAGCCAAUAUCUUUGAACAAUUUGGUGUUCAAACUCCUACCCAACCUCAAGUUCCCAGUUUUAAUGUUGUGCAGACACCUGGUCAAAAUCAAAUCUAUAGCAAUCCCCUUGCUGGUCAAACUGUACGCCUAAUAAAUACUCCCCAGGGUAGACAAAUGGUGGUUGUUAGUUCUAGCCCUACAGUUCUUCAGCAAACCAGUCCUCAGAAUGUGGUAUUGCUGCAAGGCAUGCAAGGGUUCCCUCAAGGCAUUGUAGUUGGCAAUAAUAUUGUUUCACUCCAAGGUACCCCACUACAAAUGACCCCUGUAAAUAGAGGAAACAAUCCCAUUAAUCUCCAGAGUCCAAGAAUUGUUGGACCUCCUCAGGUUGUACAACCAACUAGGCUUGCAACAAGGAUUGUUUCUCCUGUGGGUGGGCAGAAUCAGGCAUUUGUUCAGAGGAUAGUUGGAUCCCCUCAGGUAAACACUGGGAUGAUUCCAGUGUCUGUCCCUGUGCCACAGCUUAGUCCACAAACAAGUCAGUUACAACAGCUUGGAACAAUACCCCAGUUCAGGCUACAAACGCCUUUAGUCCAUACUGCAGGUGGUCAAAUGGUGAAUAUCCAGACCACAACAGCAGCUCCUCAAAGAAAGUCUACUGUGCAAACUAUAGCUAAUCUUAUAGCUGCUGGGAAAAUGGCCAAACAAAAUGUGCCACAGACCAGACCAUCUAUACCUGUGCAACAACAAACUGCUUUGCGGCCCCCCCUAAGUAUUCCCAACAUCAACAACUUAAUGAAAGCUCAGGUACCCCAUACCAUUCCUUCAGCAUCCCAGUCCUCGCAGGUUCGAGUUAACCCAACAGUAGCAAAGCUAGUGGCUUCUCAUAUUCAUUCUGCAAAUGCUAACACUAGCGCGAGCCCUGUUAUACAGAGUCCGGCUGUGACCAGUGCUCGAGCAGCAAGUCCUGCCAUAAUUAAUUUAGCCACUAACACAAGGUCACAAAGUCCAACAGUUGUUAAAGUUGUGUCCGUGUCUAGAACACGUAGUCCCUCCCCCAGCCCAGGAGCCCAGUUUCAGCCAGGUAAAAUACCAGUUGCACAUCCUGCGCCAGUCAGAGGUGAAAAUCCUGUUGCCACAAUCAAUAUAAAGGGUCUUCCGCCAGGGGUGUCAAUACCAGCUAGUCUGGUAAACUCCCUGGUUUCUGGGUCUAUUGGGGGUAUUUCUAAGGGGGGUCUGAUUCGAGGUAGAGUACCAGCUGGGAUGGGUCAACCUGCCACUACAAAAACAGUUAUCAGAAAAUCAGCAUCUGAUAUUGUUGAAAAUGUUAAUAAUAAUAAUCAAAACCUUGUUAAACCAAACAUUGGGGGGACUACAAAUGGAGGUCUGGGUUCCAAUGUCCAAACCACCCCUUCGCCUCGAGUAGAUUCUCCAGACUACAGGGCCAUGGCCGGUAUGAAACCCAACCCAGAAUCGGCUUCUUCGAGUCCUUCUGCUGCAGCAUGGUCCAAUCCUAACUUGGUUAUCAGAACUCGUAGGGCCGCUGUUCAACAACAGAUACCUCAGUCUAGGUCUCCACAAAUACGUCCAAGUCCAGCUGUUAUUACUCCUACAGAACUACCAACUGUAGUGGUCAACACAAAUGGUCCGCCUGUAAAUCUUAACAUACCAAAUCAUGUUAGUCAAAUGAGCGCAAGUCUUGUUGCCAAAAAAUUGGAUCAAACUAAUGUUCAAGAUCAAACGGAACCGAAAACAAAUGGUGGUGUUGAUUAUAUAGAAAUAAAAUGUGAGAGUUUAGAUUGGCGAUUCAAGCUUUUAACCUUAAACCUGCUGGGAACCAAAGCUGAUAAUCCUUCGCUGCAAGUGUUUCUCUCGGAUCUGGAUCAAGAACAAAUGCCUUUAUGGGCCCCUCCAACACCACCACAUGAUGAUAAUGAUGUUUACAUUGAUCAGACAUUACUCUUCCUGUAUGAACAUUCUGUAAUGCCAGAAACACAACUACCUCCAGUAUAUGUUAAGAAAGAAAAGAAAAAGAUCAAGGUGGAAUCCAUCACAACUCGUAAACAGAAGCAAAAGAGAGAAGAGCAGCCAAGGGUUCCGAGGUCAUUGUUUGAUCGAGCUAAUGCUCAGCUGUUGAGGUUGAGAAGAGACGCCAAAUUACAGAAACUAAAAAUGGGUCAACUUAAACCUUAUAGACCUCUACCUUCCAUGCCUCCUAAACCUUUGAUGGAACAAGCCCCGGAUCAUCCUGAGUGGCUUAUACAUGAAGAUUGGGCUCUUUUACAGGCUGUGCAGAGUUACUUCGAUGUACCAUUGAAUCUUAUGAUAGUGAACCCGGCUCAUACUCCGAACUGGGACAUGGUUGCAGAUGUAGUCAAUAGCUGUAGUCGUGUGUACAGGUCACCGAAACAGUGUCGACUACGUUACGAGAAUGUUAUAAUUCCACGAGAAGAAGGCAGGAUCAUGUAUGACAUCACGCCUAGGAAACAGAAGAAACAGAAAGGCAUCUAUAAAAUGUCCAAGGGUAACCGAGCUAUGAAGACAGGUCAGAUUCACAGUCAGGAUAGUAACAAUGGAUUGACCAUCCUGUAUUCACUCAGAUUCGACUCAACAAAGAGCAUUGCAGGUAAACGACCCCCGACAAUGCGUCAGACACUCGUUAAUCCUACAUUAAAGAAUCCAAAGCAUGCCAGUGUGUUACAGGAGAACAACAUACAGUACGACCAGCCUCUCAAUCCGAUGCAGGUAGCGGAGAUUCGCGCACAGAGGAUCCAGCGAGAGAAGAAACAGAAUCAGCAACAACAGGCAGCGGCUGCUGCAAGUGGUGAUCAAACAACAACUGUCACUAAUGUUACUCCAAGGGUAGCACAACAAGGCAUUAUAACUGGAGCACAAGUUACGGCACCUACAAUUGUUGCCAUGACAACAGCAGUAACUGCCGCACAACUGGCUGCCAUAGGAACAGCUGCCUCCUCCGCUACUGUUCUGACUGUACAGACAGGUGGGGCACCUAUGCAGGCUGCCAUCAGACAACGUGCUCCACUGACAGUGCAGGAGAUCAGUUCCGGCACAAGUGUUGUAGGUCAAGUGGCUGGGGCUGCUGUCUCACAAGUUCGAGCACAGCUUCAAACCACAACGGCUCCCCCUGCUCUUACACCGGUACAGCUGGCUCAGAGGAUCACUGCUGCAACCACUCAUGCUAGUGGGGUUCAGCAGCAACUACAGGGUAAAACAGCACUAACACCUCAACAGUUCCAGUUGCUACAGCAACAACAACAACAACAAACACUGAUUAACAGACAGAAACAACAACAAGUUCUUCAACAGCAGCAACAACAGAUCCGUAAUAUGCAGAAGCUUAACCUACCAACAGAUACUGUGCGACAUCCACAGCUGAGACAGUUAAAGGGUCCUCUGAUACAGGGAGGAAAAACAGUGAUAGCUCAACAGCUUGUUACAAGCAUGGCACAGGCUGGUCAAUUAAAGGCAGGGACUCAUCGACCUUUGACCCCUGAUGAGCUUGCCCGGUUCAAGCAGCAACAGUUGACACAACAGAAGGUGGCCGGAACAUCAGUGGCUCAUCUUCAUCAUCCACAGAUACAGAGUACCCAGAUAAUUGCCGGUACCCCUAUACAACAAGUUAGCCAAGCAUUAUCUAAGGUGACAGGGCAACCAGCUACAUUAGUUAAGACUGUGACAGCCCCUGCAGGCAGUGUAACAAUACCUGUUAGUAACGUCAGUAUAAACGUCAGUAUGCCACAGAAAGGAGGUGUAGCCAAAGUUAGUCAGAUCAAUCCACAACAAAUGCAUCUUCUACAACAGAGGAAACAAAUACCAGUACAAAAAAGUAUAGGAAAAGCACAACAGAUGUUAAAUGCCGUACAAGUUAUACAGCAACCUGGAAGAUUAACGGUCCAGCAACUACAUCAGCUGGUGAAGCAGCAGUCACAAGGUGGCACUAUACAACAGAUCAUUCAUACUUCCCAACCUACCAUCAUAGCAACAGUUACACAGAGCCAAGCAACACCACAGAUGGUAACCAAGGUGAUCUCUACCACGGCAACUGUACAAGCUCCUCAAAUUCAGCAGACUAUACAAGGAGCUGCACAGAUAGUUGGUAGCUCGGCAACGGUUACUACGGUCCCUGUACCAUCUUCAUUGAUCUCAUCUCUACCUCAAGGUCAGUCUUCAAUGACUGCUAGUAUUGUUAAACCUGGAACUGUCAGUGGGGUUGAGGCUGUAACAACGGUUCAGAUUCAUCCAAUUUCAUCUAUUACUCAGUCCAAGUUGACGGGAGUUCCGCAAAACGUGGUGGUAACGCCUGUCCAGUCUGUACAACAUGUUACUGUUGCUGCCCCGGGUGGUUCGCAGCAGGCUCACAUUCCAACAGGAUCCCAGGUUGUGGUCUCUGCUGCCCCGGCGCCGGCUCAGACACUUCAAGUAACUGUUCCAGCAUCUACCCAGGUUCAAGCUUCAAUUCAGCAUGUUAAUGUUCAACAGGCACAGGCAGCACAUGCUACAAUUGGUGGUCAAAGAGGGGCAAGUAACUCUCCUGCACCCCUCACCGUCACAGUAACUCCUAAUCCACCGUCAGUGACAGUCACCCCAGGGACACCUGUAACAUACACAUCUGCUCCACCAUCACAACCCCACAUCUCACAACCAGCAGACCAGGCGUCUCAACAACAACAAACUGUUGCCACGAUACUGCAAACACAACGUCAAGCUGCAGCACAACAGCAUACUAUACCAGUUCAGCACACACCAUCUGCCCAGCCGUCACAAACCAUACACAUUCAUUCAUCGGCACAGCCUGCAACACAAGGGCAGCCUCAAACACCCACACAGUCCCCUCAAGCUCAGGGUAAAACCGGGAGUUAUGGUCUGAGGACAAGACACCAGACUAAACCACAAUGAAGAACAAGUGUUUACUUUGUGUUUUUUGUCUUUAAGGUCUCGCACUUCCCGACAUAAAGUUGGUCUUUAUGAAGCACGCGAUACGUUAUCAGUGACAUAUUAGUACAUACAUGAAAUAAAUGUUAUGUGUACUUGUGGAAAGACUUGACGCGUUUGACAAUAGGGAAGUUUAAUAUUAACGUCUGAUAUUACAUUUUGCGAGAAAAAGUUGCUGGAUUACAUAUCAGUUGAAAUGAAAAUUCAGUGGAAAAGUGAAUGUACUUUACACAUUUGUGAAGGAAAAUGUUAGAUAGGGCGAUAAGAAAACUAAUAAAAACAGUAGUAGAUAUUAUGUGCAAUGUAAGUUAUUUAUGUGCGAUGAACACGAACUUAUACAUUGCAAUGUUAAAUGUUCUGUGGUAACAUAGAUUUACUACAUGAACAUUGUAAAGCAAUGGUUAUUUCUGCAAGAUAAGGCUUUUUCGGGAUAAAUAAACGGGGUUACCCAUUUUGGGCCUCAAAAAAAGAAGAAAAGAUAUCAUGGCUUUAAUUACAGCCUUGCGUAUACCUAGAGUGAUUUGUUAAAUGUUCAGAACUUCUUAUGUUGAUAAGAGACAGAUAAACAACUCUGCAACUCAGACUGCCUAAGGUGCCACUCUGCGUUAUUUCUUGUCCAUUUGUGCUUGAAAUAUGGCAGAGGCACCCGAGGCCUCCAGUAAAGCUAGAAAAUCGCCAUAUGACCUAUACUGUGUUGGUGCGAUGAAAAACCCAUAAAAAAGAACAACAAAAAACUCGGACUGCCACACAGGCAAGUAAUAAAGGAUUGCCCCCUUACAAAUUGAAUCCAAAUAAGGUACAAAUAAGGGUUCACCUUAAAAAAAUUAUAUUAAUGUCAAUUCGUUGAAAAUGUGAAUGCCUCGUUCACGGAAAAUUGAGUUCUACUUAAGUAUUUUGAUCAUGUAGCUGUAUCAGCUAAUGUUUAGUAAGUUAUUUUAUAUUUUUAGUUGUCGACUUCGUAAAUUAUUUAUGACUAUAAUAAAAUCAGUGAUAAAAACCUU